This is a messenger RNA of Vigna unguiculata (cowpea), 942 nucleotides long. It is a transcript of the gene SDH4, whose product is annotated as succinate dehydrogenase subunit 4. NCBI's taxonomy places the organism in Eukaryota, Viridiplantae, Streptophyta, Magnoliopsida, Fabales, Fabaceae. The record is from RefSeq and is a predicted model, not a curated record. Gene Ontology annotation, biological process: tricarboxylic acid cycle; mitochondrial electron transport, succinate to ubiquinone. Gene Ontology annotation, cellular component: respiratory chain complex II (succinate dehydrogenase); mitochondrial inner membrane.
UGGUAGGUCAUCAAACCUUAAGAUUCCCCAUUUUCAGGCGAUCUUCCUUGUGUAAGUAGGGAGUGCCGAUCCUGCAUAGUUCCUCACACUUCACAGAAAACCCAAACCCGAAAAUGCAAUCUCUGUCGUUCAGACUCACCAAGAGGCUCUACAAUUCCAAGCCUCUCUUCAGAAUCUCUUCCAACUUCGUUGCUCACGCAUCCUCAGCCACCGCCGCUCCUCCUUCUCCGUCGCCACCGUCUCCUCCGAUCCCCGCCCCUUCCGCUCUACCCAACCUCCUCACCGCUCCGUGGUCCGCAACCCAGUCCCGCGGAAUCUCUUUAUCCGGAUCUGAUGUUAGAGUUGGGAAUCUCGACGGAAACCGAGGACGCGCUCACGAGGUUCUCAAACACUAUGGCCCCGGUGAAGGAACAGGCAAAACCAUACUUGAGGUUCAGCCUCGCUCUGUAGCUGGUUAUGCCACAGUUGCUACUGCAGAGGGUGAUAUCAAAAGCAAGGAACGAAAGAGUGGAUUAGGGAAAGAAACGAAGACGAAGAGGGAGCAGCUCCUUAAAGCUACUGCAGUUGCCUCUCUUGUUUUAUUAUACCCAAACGCCUAUUCAUUGGCCUUGGCAAAUUUCUUUGUGUUCUGGCACUUAAAAGCUGGGAUAGAAGAGAUUUUGGCAGAUUAUGUUCACCAUGCAAUGACCAGAGAAUUUGUCACCAUUUCUCUCAGGUUGUUCUUGAUAAUCGCAAUGAAGGAUGUUUUCUUAAAAUUUAUAUUUGUAUAAUUAGAUAGUGGAUGGGUUGUGUUGUUGACAGUAAUUUCCAAUAAGAGCUCAUUGAGGGGCAAACUUGUCGAAACCAUAAUUUUUAGUUUAGUUGUUUUUUCAAAAUAACUUCGUGAUUUAUCAUGUUAAUGGAUGAAUUUUAGCGUGUCUUGCAUAUACUUUCUGCUAUCAA